AUGCCAAUUUUCAACACGACGGAAGUGGUGGAGAUCGAGGACGACGAUCAGGAAGUUAAGGCUGGCCCCAGCAAGUUCAACAAACGCAAUAUUAAGGGUGCUGCCAUGCAAGGAUUCCAUCUCACACCCGCAGCGGCGCGAGCAGAAGCUAUCGCCGGCACACAGCGAGUUUCCUCUCCGGCGCCCAACACCCCCUCGGCUGGUCUCUUCACCCAACCAACGCCAACAGCUUGGCCCUCUGAAUCCAGCCGCGGAUUAACCUCGACAGCGACAGCGGUAGCGGUAACACCCCAACAACAGCCCCAGCAACAGCAACAGCCACAGUCCCAACCCCAACCCCAGCCCCAACAACAGGACCAACACCACCCCCUCCCCCCCUACCACGCCCGCGGCGCCACCAUGACCCUGACCGAAGCGCGCUUCUUCUACGGACACGUCGCCCGACAACUCGAGCGUGCGGAGGACGAAGACGACGAGGGACGGCGGCGCCUGGGUCUGGGUAUAGAGGCGGAAGACGCCGUCGAGAUUGCGUUUGCGGUGGCGCAGGCGCGGAUGCGGCAGGAGUUUGGGGUGCAUGGGGUGCGGAUUGCGACGUGGGAUACGGGGAGGGUUAGGGCGGGGAGGUUGAGGGUUGGUGGGGAUGGGGGUGGUGGUGGUGGGUUUGGAGGGGGAAGGGCUGGGGGGGCGCGGGUGGAUGGUCGGCCUCGUGCGGUGGGUGAGGACGGGUGGUGA
Molecule: messenger RNA, 732 nt
Organism: Chaetomium globosum CBS 148.51
Lineage: Eukaryota; Fungi; Ascomycota; Sordariomycetes; Sordariales; Chaetomiaceae
Exons: 4
Coding region: 1-732 (243 amino acids)
Source: RefSeq, a predicted model, not a curated record